Messenger RNA from Pelobates fuscus (common spadefoot toad), 4611 nucleotides. It is a transcript of the gene MYOM3, whose product is annotated as myomesin 3. NCBI's taxonomy places the organism in Eukaryota, Metazoa, Chordata, Amphibia, Anura, Pelobatidae. The transcript is spliced from 37 exons. Gene Ontology annotation, molecular function: protein binding. The record is from RefSeq and is a predicted model, not a curated record. The coding region runs from base 243 to 4520 and encodes 1425 amino acids.
UGUGAUAUGAGCUUGGAAUUGUUUUGCUGAAAUGAACCGGAGGAUUGUUUGGGAUCAAAGAUUUACAAGGCUCAUCAAGACCAAGUGUGGCUAUUUUUAUGAUGUGAAGACUCAUGCUCUCAUUUUGAGUGCUCUGCUGAUGUCACUAGCUGAAGAUACCAGUAUACACUUUUCAUCCCAGAUCUGAAUAGAGCUCCGCUUUGACAAUCUCUGCAAUAUUUGUGUUUAUUUCUUAUAUAAAAAUGGAAAAAGGGUUUACACUUUAUGAAAGAGAAGAGGAAGAAUCUGAACAGAAGAAACAAAGUCUUCAAAUGGAAUCCGCAACACUUAAGAGGAAAUUUAGAACAAGUGAAGAAGAAUUUGAUGAUAUUCCAGUAUCUACAGUAGAUUAUUCUAUAGCGCGAGCUGAACAAGUUUUGAGAUCUACCUGGGCGAAAUGGGAACCCAGAGACUUGUGGUUAGAAACCAGAGAUGAGAAAAGUACUGGAUACAGAAAUGACAUGAAGAAGUUUGAAAUCAAGGUUACAGAGUCUUGCAGGGCCUUGCGUGUGAGAGCUGACCAUAAGGCCUUGCGUAGAGUGGCGGAAGAGAAAUGCAGGCAAACGAAAGAAUUUAGAGAGCUUUGCGCAAGAAGAGCUCCCAUGUUCUGGAUACCUCUGAGGGCGCAUUGUGUAUGGGAGAGGAUGUCCGUCACCCUUGCGUGCACUGUACUGGGUAACCCCAAACCAUCAAUACAGUGGUUUAAGAACGGCGUGCCAAUUGAAUUACGAACUUCUCCGCCUGGAAAAUAUAAAAUACAGAAUGAGUAUGGAAUGCUUACCUUAGAGAUCCGCAGAUGCACUUUGGAAGACUCUGCUGAUUAUAGUGUGGUGGCAACAAAUGCAUUUGGACAAGCAACAUCCUUUGCUAAUGUACUUGUAAAGCAAUAUCAUGGAUUAAAGUCAGGAUGGGAUUCUGUUUCAUAUCCCUCUCUAUUACCGGUCUACGAAGGGGAAUUCACCAGUGUUAUGAAACCUGUGUUUACAAGAGAGAAGGAAUCAUUUGCCCUGUCCUGCUCUGUAUCUUCUAGCCUUGAGAGACAUGCACCGUGCAUUCAUUGGUUUAGGGAUGGGGUCUUACUAAAGGAGUCAGACCGCAGAACAAUAAGCUGUAUGGGCUGUGAUGUGUCUCUCAGUGGAUCCCCUGCUUAUAAAGAAGAUGAAGGAUUGUACAUGGUCUCUGUGCCAGCUGCAUCUGGACAUCAGGAGCAGAGCGCUUACAUGUUUGUGAAAGAUGCUGAUCCAGAAGACAUUGGUGCUCCUGGAUCACCGCUGUGUGUUCAAUGCCAUGAUGUUCAUAAGGAUUGUUUGCUUUUAUCCUGGACCCCACCAAGUGAUGACAGAGGAAGUCCCGUUAGUGGUUAUUAUGUUGAAAGGUGGGAUAAAUCAAGCAAUCAGUGGGUUCCAUGCAAUGAAGUUACGACAAAGAUCUGCAGAUUUCCGGUGUCUGGUCUUACAGAAGGGGAAACGUAUCGAUUCAGAGUGAAAGCUGUAAACAAGGCUGGGAUUAGUCUUCCAUCAAAAGCCAGUGAUCCGGUGACAAUGAGAGACCCUGCUAAGGGAGAAAAAGAAAUAGUAAUUCCAUAUGAUGAACAAAGAAAGAUUGUCAUUAACAAAGAUGAGCUGGAUGCAGAACUUGUGAAAGUUCCUACAUCACCAAGAAAUGUCCGGGCAUCUGAGGUCAGCGAGGACUAUAUAGUACUUAGCUGGGAUGAACCAGAUCCAUGUGGAAAAGAGCCUCUCACCUACUAUGUACAAAGGUCAAUUGCAGGCAGCAAUAGCUGGCAAAGAAUAAAUCUGGAUACACCUGUGAAUUCUACGAGACUACCUGUGUUUGACCUUGAGGAAGGCAAAUCGUAUUGUUUCAGAGUACAGGCUGUGAACAAGUAUGGAAUGAGUGAGCAGUCUGAGUCAAGUGAGCCAAUCUCGCUUCAAGCAACACUAGUUGUGCCUCCAGCUCCUGACCAUAUCAUGGCUCUGAGAGACACUAAGACAUCUGCCGUAGUACAGUGGGGAAAAGUUGAAUGUGAUCCAGAGAUUCUUGGCUACUAUUUAUAUAGUAGGUUCUCUGGGGAUACAGAUUGGAAACCAGUAAACAAUAAACCAUUGAAAUGUAACAGAUUCACUGUUCCUGGGUUAGAGACUGGUAAGGAUUAUGAAUUCUGUGUGAGGGCAGUUAAUGAAGCAGGACUUGGUGAACAGUCUCCUAUAAGUGACCCUCUAAACAUAAAUGAAGCCAUAUAUUGCCCAUCUGCUCCAUACGACUUUGCUCUUCUUUGCUGUGGAAAAGAUGAAAUGACCAUAGGUUGGAAAGCCCCAAAGUUCACAGCGGGGAAAGAUAUUUUUGGAUACUUACUGGACCAGCAUGACUCUUCGGAAUUAAAUUGGAAAGAUGUGAACAAUGAGCCAAUUACCAAAAGGGUGUGCAAGAUUACGGAUCUAACUGAAGGCAAUUUUUAUGAGUUUCGUGGCAGAGCAAUGAAUGCAGCAGGAGUAGGAGAGAUGUCUGAACCAAGUGAUCUCUUUAAAUAUGAGGAGUGGACAAUGGCUGAACCAGGUCCUCCAUAUGAUGUCAGGUGCAGAGAGGUUCGCAACACUUCACUAAUGAUUCACUGGGAGGCUCCUGUUUAUCAGGGGUGUAGCUCAGUGUCUGGAUAUUUAAUAGAGGUGCUGAAAGAAGGAUCUGAUGAAUGGAAGACUGUUAACGAGAACCCAGUAUCAGACUGUCACCUUAGGGUUUCUGAUUUGGAGACAGGAAAAAGUUACAAUUUCCGUGUCCUUGCAAUUAAUUCAGCUGGUUCUGGAAGUCCGUCUCUGCCCUGCAACUCAGUCAUUGCAGCAACAAAACCAGGCACAAAUGAGAUUGAAGUUGGUGUAGAUGAUGAAGGAUUCAUAUAUCUUUCUUUUGAGAACCCAGAGCCAAUAGACAAUCCUGAGUUUAUCUGGUCAAAAGAUUAUAAAGGAGAGCCAGAUCCAGAGAAAACAGAGAUCUCAAAAGAACGAAAUAAGUCCAAGCUGGUGUUAACAAACCCAUCUGAGGAAGAUGUAGGCACCUAUUCUGUCGAGGUUCCAAACACUGAUGGGAUAUCUGCUAGCCACACAUUAACGGAAGAGGAAUUAGCUGAUCUUUUGAAGAAAAGUCAUGAUGUGCGACAUCCGUUGAUACAGCUCAUCUCUGGCUGGAAUAAAGAAGUACUAGAAAAUGGGGAUGUGCGACUCUGGCUACAGGUGGAAAAACUCUCCUCUGCUGCAAACUUGGAGAUGAUUCUAAAUGACAACAUUAUUGGAAAUACCCCAAAACGAAAAAUUAAUUUCGACAAAGAGAAUGGCCUCAUUGAGAUCAUCAAGGAAGACUUUGGUGUAGAAGAUAAAGGAACAUACACGGCCAAAGUGGUUGAUGGAAAAGCAUCAAAUCAGUUCAGUCUGACGCUCACUGGGGAAGAUUUUGAUGACAUUUUGGAUGAGGCUAACCAGAAGAAAAAACAGUGGAAGAAAAAGAAUGGGCCCCAUUUUCAGGAGCAGUUGCAGUGGAAGGUUACAGAUGACUGCCAUGUUAUUAUAACAUGCAAGGUGAAAAAUAUCACUAAAGAAACAACUCUUAAGUGGUCAUUAGAUAAAAAGACACUUUCUAAUGGGCAAUAUGAUGGUCAGAGUGGGGAUGGAAAACUUGUGAUUGAGAAGUUCAGUAAUGCAGAGAAGGGGCAUUACAAAGCAGUGGUGCAAGAUAAAAGAGGGCAAGAUGAUAGUGAUCUGGACAUCAGCAAGGAAGGGUUUGAAGAGAUUAUGAAGGAGAUUUGCAGAAUUAGUGCACUUAGUGCCUCCCCAUUGAAAUGUCAAGGGACCGCAGAGGGUAUCAAGAUAUUCAGUGAUGUCAAAUACUUCACAGAGAGCAUGAAUCCAACCUGGUACCACAAAAACAAGAAGUUGGACAGUACAGAAAGGGUUAAAUCCGGGAGUACAAUGAACCAGAUAUGGCUUCAGAUAAUAAACCCUACAGACACAGAUAAAGGCCUGUAUACUCUUGAAAUUUUUGAUGGCAAGAACACCCAUAAACGCACCCUUGACCUGAGUGGAAAAGCAUUUGAUGAUGCACUUGUUGAACAUCAAAAAUUCAAAGAAACUGCUAUAGUAGAGAAAAAUCGUGCUAAAGUAGUACGGGGGCUUCCUGAUCUAGCAACAAUAAUGGUAGACAAGACAUUAUGUUUAACAUGUCACAUAUCAGGAGACCCAGCUCCGGAAAUCUGCUGGGUAAAGAAUGAUAAGAAGGUGGUCUUCAAAGAUCGAUACAAGCUAGAUGUGAAAGGAACAGUGGUAACCAUGACCAUUGAAAAGAUAUGUGCUGAAGACACUGGGAGAUAUAGUAUUACUGUGAAGAACAAAUAUGGUUCUGAGGUUGGACAGGUUACUGUGAGCGUCUUCAAACAUGGAGAAGAACCAGAGGAACUUAAAAAGGCCUGGGAAAAAACUCAAAAGCCAAAGUGAUAUAUUUCUAAAGGAUAUGUUUAAUCAGAUUUUUUAAUAGACUAUAAUAGCUGUUUGAUGAAAAUAUAUAAUAUAAGAGAAUGAGCUAUAU